AUGAGAAGGCAGUACGGAGCGGCCAUCAUUGGUCCUUCCCAAAAGAAGACAAAUCCCAGCCCUGGCGAGAGCUCGCGUAAAAAUGUCCAGAAUAUUUCAUCUCCAUUCAGACAUCUACCUGAAAUUCUAGAACAGGUCAACGAGACGUUACGGAAGGUGGACAUCAACUUUUCUCAUCCUCAUCAAGUGGGUGUGACGUACAAGGUGGCAAGAGGGAAUCUCGUGCCUCGACAUGGCAGAGUUAGAGCAGACGACACUACAAGCAGAUCAAGUGCAAUAACAAAGGGGGGAAAGCUUGAAGACGAAGAGUCGGGCCCGAGGCUAUCGAAAUUUAAGUGUCUACCGGAUGCCAGUGCUAAAAACGGCGUAAAGGAAAAUCAUAAUUUCAAUGAACUGCAGAGGAUUGCGAAAGAUUGGGAAACAGGUCUGCUGUCAAACAAGGCUGCUACGAAUGACUUUGAUUGGGAAACAGGUCUGCUGUCAAACAAGGCUGCUACGACAGACUUUCAAACUGAACCCAAGAACGGCAAUCUUAUCGAUGGUUCUAAACGAAUUAGACGACGUGACCCGGCUGUUAAAGAAAUGAGUGUAAACGAACCAACACCAUGUAAAAGUAGUCGACCACCGGACACCAAGAAAUGUAAAACCGUACCCAAAACGGACGAGAAAGAAACGAAUGCCAACCGGAAGGUGGCGGGUAAAAUACCAGCGGACCUUCUCGGGCUUUGCACGAGACGGAGGCUCAAGCCGUGCGCAGACGUUACCAAAAAGAUG
This is a messenger RNA of Lymnaea stagnalis (great pond snail), 774 nucleotides long. NCBI's taxonomy places the organism in Eukaryota, Metazoa, Mollusca, Gastropoda, Lymnaeidae. The record is from the annotation of a GenBank genome assembly.